This is a messenger RNA of Tigriopus californicus, 2902 nucleotides long. Its product is annotated as L-amino-acid oxidase-like. Bases 149 to 2077 code for a protein of 642 amino acids. Gene Ontology annotation, molecular function: polyamine oxidase activity; L-amino-acid oxidase activity. The transcript is spliced from 6 exons. Lineage: Eukaryota; Metazoa; Arthropoda; Copepoda; Harpacticoida; Harpacticidae. Gene Ontology annotation, biological process: amino acid catabolic process. The record is from RefSeq and is a predicted model, not a curated record.
AAGACUCCGAGUGAAGACGUGCUCUUUGAAGUUCUUUGCUUGAAGACAACGAAGGAAUUCGGUUUCUUUUCAAUUACUGCAGGAUUGAGUGGGUGGCUUAUGUAACAUCGAAUAACCAAAUAUUGAAACAAUAGGCCUUAAUGAAGACAUGGCUGUGACACUCAUCUUUAUCCUCGGUCUGUCUUUGGUCCGUCCCUCAGUCGGACAAUUCAAUUAUCUCCUCUCGUCCUAUCCAUACGUUCAACCCAAUACCAAUCCCAAUCCCAAGGUUGGGUUUCCCAACCAGUUUCAUGGCCAAUCUAUGAUCUCGUCGAGACCAGACAAAAAGUUGUUAGGUCAUCUGGUGACUCCAGCUCAACCAUGGCAAGUGGUGCAAGGGAAUUCUCAGAAAAAGUUCAUGUAUCCAACCAUGGGCUUGAAUUGGCCUUUCAUGACUGUCAAACCAGGAACCAUUGGAUCGGGUGCCACUGCACCAAGACCAGGUGGAGAAUCCGCUUUUGCCGAGGUUGUUGAAGAACCGACAAUGGAACAAGAGCGAUUGGCUAAUGGACACACGGGAUCAGGGCCCAAUUUCGAGGGCGACAUCAUUUGUCACGAUCGAGCAGACGGGACCAGCGCACUAUUCAAUGUUAUGAUCAAUGGAUUGCCCAAGUCUGUGAAUGGCAAGAGGAAGAUCAUCAUUGUGGGGGCCGGUAUCUCGGGUUUGGCCGCGGCCAAGGCCCUCAAGCAAGCCGGACAUGAGGUCCAGAUCUUUGAGGCGAGUAAUCGGGUCGGGGGUCGAAUCCAAACCUAUCGGGAUCUAAGGGAUGGGUGGCAAUCCGAAGUGGGGCCCAUGAGGAUUCCCAAGAGCCAGAUCUUCACUCUUCAGUUGGUCAAGGAAUUGGGAUUGCAUCUGAUCGACUUUGAGAACAAAGAGGGCCCUAAUAAUUACUUUAUCCGGGGACGAAAGUUCAAGAUGAAUGAGCUGAAAGACUUUUAUUUGAAGUACUUUUCCGAGAUCUACGAUGUGAGUCGAAACAAUUCCGAUUUUGAGCCCAUCGAGCUUGUGGUCAAUGCUCUAAAGCAACCAUCGUAUGACCUUCAGAGCAUGAAAUGGGAGGAUUUCCUGGCCAAAUAUGACAAGUAUUCAUUCAAAGACUGGCUAUUGAUGUCGGGCAUCUCACGAGGAGCCAUUGAUAUGAUUGGAGUGUUUUAUAAUUUUGAGGCCUUUCUUGACGUCGGCCUAGUUGAGAAUGUCCUUGACGAGUGUACGUUUCACGAGGCUGACUUGAAAAUGGUGGAAGAAGGCAUGGAUCUGUUACCUCGUGGGUAUUUACCCUAUCUCAGAGAAGACAUCCAUUAUCGCUCGAAAGUGGUUCAAAUUGAACAAAGCGCUCGAGGAGUAAAAGUCGAGGUGGACUGCAAUGGCGUGGAUUGCGAUGAAGGCCCCAGUGUUCAUGAAGCGGAUUAUGCCAUCAUCACCACCACAGCCCCGGUCACACAAGGCAUCACGUUCCUACCUCAACUCAGUCAGAACAAAUCGAUAGCUUUACGGAAUGCGAAUUACCAGCCCUCGACCAAAGUGAUCCUCGUGUUUGACACGCCCUUCUGGGAAAUGGGAGACAAGUCGUUGAAAGGCGGACAGACUGUGUCAGAUUUGCCGCUCAAGAUCGUGUACUACCCGGUGAAGGAAUCCAAAUCAGGUGUUGGAGUCCUUCUAGCAUCUUAUACUUGGGGCCGGGAUGCCUUGAGAUUAACGGGGAUGACCGAUGAUGAGAUCGUUGAGGAAUGUCUGGAGGGUCUGGCCAAAAUCCACCAACGAAGCCUCGCAUUCUUGAAGAAAGAGUUCACGAGCGCCGUCGUGAAGCGGUGGUCAUCCGAUCCUCUGUAUUUGGGAGCUUUCCUCAUGUUCGCACCCUACCAAUUUUCUGAGCUCCAAGAAGAUCUUUCCCGAUCGGAGGGUCGCCUCUACUUCGCCGGAGAACAUACCGAAGUACCUCAUGGCUGGAUGGACACCUCCAUUAAAUCCGGAAUCAGAGCAGCCACCGAAAUCCACCUCCAGCAAGACUGGGCCAAACCCUCUCGCUUGAGAAGGUGAAGAAGUAGCCGAGCACUCGACUAUUAACUAAUUCGUUUUAUGGUUGUUUUAGUCGCAGAGACGAGACAACGAAAAUAAUUCUGAAUUGAAGCCCACCAUCCACAACCAGCCCUUAACGGUGGAUGAAGACACAAGCUCACUCAAUUGCCACCCUAGAUAACGCAUUAGAUUUUUCUUGUUCUCCAAGAUCGGCUCCUUUCGUUCAGUUAACAUGAUGUGCCUCUACGUAUCUUUGUCUCUGGUCUCUCCAAUGGCAUCAUGGUUCAUUCAUUUCACAGCUUUACCUUAUCUUUCCGUGAAAAGCUGUGAUUUCUUCCGAUUUGUCAAGCCAGAUCCGUCCCGGUGAAAUGCAGUCUAAUCUUUCUUUCGGUACUUAUUCCCUUCUGACUUGUCAGCCACUAGAGUUACCAGUGUUGCUAUUUUUGGCAACACGAACCUGAUUGCCGACCAUGAUUAAGAUCGAUUUUCUUGAUCGCUGCCAUUCGUCCACCCCAGUACAAUGCAUUAGUGUAGAAAAAGUACUGUAAAUGAAUAGUUUUGAAAUACAUGUUGAGUCUGAAACAUGUGAUAAACCAAGAUGAAUGUGAGAUUCUUUAAUGUUAAUGGAAGAGGCAGGUGGAAUUACUUGAAUUUUGUGAAUUAGCCGAAUAGGUGAAUGUUGAACGGUAAUUAUCAAAAUAAAAUGAAUUGUCUUUUACAUUUGUAUAUCAGCUCCUAAGACGCUAAGGGCCUUUUUUUGCGAUAACACUUUUGUGGAUUUACCAUCAUUAGUCCAUAAAGAUUUGGUCCUUACGCCCUCUUCUUCUGUACAUCGUGAGCAUUCCA